AUGAAUAACGAUUUAUGCCUCUUGAUUAGACAAGUCAGAAUGCCAAUGAGAAUACCAAUACCUAAACAAAAGAAAUAACCUGUAUUUCACAAAAAAGCUUACACUAUCCCUGACAAAAUUUAUACUGAUAAAGAAAUCAUGGAAUUGUAUUAUUGCCAAACUAAUUAGAUAUUAUAAAAAAUUUAUUAAGGUAGAAAUUGAUGAUUCCAUUGCCUUAGAAAUAAUAUAAAAAGAUGACUUUAUUAAUUGUAAUAUCAAUAUGAAAUUAGGGACGUUAAAUACAAAUUGA
This is a messenger RNA of Paramecium primaurelia, 289 nucleotides long. Lineage: Eukaryota; Ciliophora; Oligohymenophorea; Peniculida; Parameciidae. The record is from the annotation of a GenBank genome assembly.